AUGUCAUCUCAAGCCCGCGAGCUGUUACGCAAGUUUACAUCAUGCGACAUCGGAGAUGCGCUGGUCAAGCUCAAGUAUCCCAGAGGUGGCUUUCUGCAAGGCAUAAAGUUGCAGUCUGUCGACUCGAAAACUCGUAUCUUCGGCCCUGCUGUCACGGUCAAAAUGGUUUUAACACAAUGGGAAGAUAAGCCCAAGCUUGACACGCACUUCGUCGACCACAAUGUGAAAGGUGGAGUCAUGUAUAUUCAUCAGCCUCCUUCGGCAGUCUCUGCAUGCUGGGGUGGCCUCAUGUCCACCCGCGCCAAGUACCUUGGUGCGGAGGGAGUCAUCAUCAGCGGAAAAAUGAGAGAUAUAAACGAGCAUAAAGAGAUCGGAUUUCCUGUGUUUUCGCGAGGCCAGUCUAUCUUGGGAUCAAACACUUUCACCCGAGCCUCAGAGAUCAAUGUUCCAAUUCAGGUCGGCCGUGAUAUGUGGGUUAACCCAGGCGACAUCCUUGUUGGAGACGCUGAUGGUGUUGUAUCCGUUCCUCCCUCUCUAAUAGAGCAAGUCGUGGCUUUGUGUCAGGAGCGAGCUGAGAUUGAUGAGAAGAUGUUUGCCGAGCUACGUAACGGUGCGGCCAUGGGGGAUUUGAUCCGUACUAUCCGUAAGGAUAAAUAG
Molecule: messenger RNA, 657 nt
Organism: Fusarium proliferatum ET1
Lineage: Eukaryota; Fungi; Ascomycota; Sordariomycetes; Hypocreales; Nectriaceae
Exons: 3
Coding region: 1-657 (218 amino acids)
Source: RefSeq, a predicted model, not a curated record